UUGUCGCCUCAGAAUCGCGCCAGAGUCGCGCCAGAAUCGCGUCAGAGCCGGGGGGGGGGGUGGCGGGUAGAGGUGUCCCCCACAAUGCGCAUGCGCAGAACCGGGCGCGCGGCGCCAGGGACAGAGUGGAGCCGGCGAGGCGGAGCCAAUGUGCGGCGGAACCAAUGCGCGGAGCAGAGGCUCUGGCGGCCCCACUGCGCUCGCGCCGGCUCGCCCCCUCGCUGCCGGCCAAUGGGCUCUCAGCACCCGCCCCUGACAACGCGGGCCCCGCCCCUUGGAGAAGCCCCGCGGCCUGGCGGACUGCCUCAGUGGCAGCUGGCGGUUUGAGAGCGGGGCCGGGUUGAGGCCUUCGGGCUGCCCGCCGUCAUGAAGCUGACGCGGAAGAUGGUCCUGUCCCGGGCCAAGGCCUCGGAGCUGCACAGCGUGCGGAAGCUCAACUGCUGGGGCAGCCGCCUCACUGAUAUCUCCAUAUGCCGGGAAAUGCCCAGCCUGGAAGUGAUCACCCUCAGCGUCAACAGCAUCUCCACCCUGGAGCCCGUGAGCCGCUGCCGGCAGCUGAGCGAGCUCUACCUGCGGAAGAACUGCAUCUCCAGCCUGGCGGAGCUCUUCUACCUGAAGGGCCUCCCGUGCCUGCGUGUGCUGUGGCUGGCGGAGAACCCCUGCUGCGGCGCCUGCCCUCACCUCUACCGCAUGACCGUCCUGCGCAACCUGCCUCACCUGCAGAAGCUGGACAACCAGGCACCUCCAGGGCGGGAUGCAAUGGUGGGGGGCCCAGCCCUGCUGCCGGGUGCUGGCCGUCGGGGUGGACAGUCAGCCGCCUCAUCCCCGAAGCAGACCGUGCUGAGCGCCGAGGGGACAGCGGGGCCACGGCUCGCGGGGCUUGCUUGCGGUGAGGCCACUGAUGCUUUCGCCCCCUCCCCCUCCCCCUCCCAAGCUGUGACGGAGGAGGAGGUGUCCCGAGCGCUGGUGGAGGGAGAGGAGGUCACGGCCCCCAGCAGACAGCACUCAGGGAAUGGCCCGCCCGAGCUGUCCUACACCCUGAGCGCCGAGGACGCCGCCGCUGAGAUGCCACGGGACCCGCUGAGCCUCGGCGAGGAGAGCAGGCGCCAGACCCACAGAUGUUGUGUGAACAGUGCGGGCGGGGCUCCGCGCCCCUCGGGCCUCACGCCCCGCUGUCCUCCCCCCGCCCGCCCCCGCCAGCGGCACCCAGGGGCAGCUCGGCCUGAAGCGCCCUUCCCGGGACCCGUUUCCUUCCUUCUCGCAGAAGGCGGCCACAAGCAGUCGCAAGAACAGGGCUCGCUGUCGGUUCCCUGAGCCGGUCGUUGGCAGAGGAAUGGGUCAGCAGUCAGCUCAGCCCAGAGGGGACCUCGCCACCGGCUUACGUGGGAAGGGGAGCUGUCUGAACCAGGGUCUGUGGGGAGGCCCGUGACCCCUCAGCACCUGCUCCAGCCCCUGGCUCGGCCUGACCAGAGCUGUCAGGCGCUGUGACCUCCCUGUGGCAUCGUGAAGAGGGGCACCACAGUCCGAGCGGGGCUGCCCGAAGCCACGGGCUGGGCCUCUCUCAUUCAUGCAGUGGCCACUUGAAAUGCAUGCAGAGCUCACAGGAGGUACAGAAGUGGGUGGACUGAGGCCCCGCCCUUGGAAGUACCAGCCCCCAGGGCUGUGGACAGAUGUGGCCGCAGGCUGAAGGCCGACCUAGGCAGCAGUCGCCCCCGCCCUGCCCCACCCCGGCAGGUCACUGUCCCCUCGUGGCAACACUCUCCUCAGUGAGGUGGCCGCGUGGGGCAGCUCAGGGUCCCUGCACACACUUCCCACAUGUUUUGGGAGGAGCCCGAGGCAUGUACCGUCCCCAGUGGCAGGUCUGCCCAGCAGGUGGGCUAAGGCCUGAAGCUCCCCGCACCCUCACUCCCACUCCAGGGCCUCUGCGGCGCAGAGUGGACCAGAGAUUGAAGACACUGGUUCAGCUCCGCACCUGCCCUAAAUGCAAACGAAAGACCAUCAAACCUGCUCAAACAGGACACCUGCUCUGAAAGCAGAGAAGAGAAGGGGCCUGGCUCUGCCACCGAGGGUCCCGGCCAGGCUGGGUGUCCCUGUGGGCAUGAAGCCCCCCACAAGCCUCUGAGUGCAAGGUGCCGGUGGCCAGGAAGACCUGGGGACACGGGGGAGGGCUGGUGAGAUUUGAGGGCAGCAGGAGUCUUGGGGCGUUGCAGAGCCAGGGAUCGGCACCCCAGGCGUGAGCCCCUGAGCCACGUCCUCACGUGUCCACAUGGGCCACACGCUCUGGCUUGCGGCUGUGCCUCAGCUCAUCCCACAAGACGGAUCGGCUCAAGUAGCCGCCUGUGCAAAAUCCUUCCAGAAUUUUCCUAGUAGAAAUGGCAAUGUUUCCCUGCUCAAAUGCAGAUGGAGACCAGGUGUAGCCAUGUGGACACGGGUGCAUCACA
Molecule: messenger RNA, 2441 nt
Organism: Orcinus orca (killer whale)
Lineage: Eukaryota; Metazoa; Chordata; Mammalia; Artiodactyla; Delphinidae
Gene: CFAP410
Product: cilia and flagella associated protein 410
Exons: 7
Coding region: 367-1314 (315 amino acids)
Biological process (GO): cytoskeleton organization
Molecular function (GO): protein binding
Source: RefSeq, a predicted model, not a curated record